GUAAUAAAUGGUUCUUUCGAUGGAUAGAUGGGUGGCCAAAGUUGCCAUAGUAACUGGUGCUAGUUCUGGAAUUGGUGCCGCCGUUGCUGAUGCUCUCGUUGAAAAAGGCUUAAUCGUGCUAGGUGUAGCUCGUCGUUCUGAACGUAUAGAAGAACGUGCUAAACAACUUUCAAGUAAGAAAGGAAAACUCUAUGCCAUCAAAGCUGACUUUUCCAAAGAAGAAGACAUUUUGAAAGUCUUUAAAUGGUCUAAAGAUAAUUUAGGGCCCGUUCAUAUUUUGAUCAACAACGCCGGAAGAGGAGGUAAUACAAACUUAACAGAAGGCGAAACCGAACAUUGGAAAAAUGUUUUUGAUCUAAACGUUCUUGGACUGAGCAUUGCCACAAGAGAAGCAGUCAAACUUAUGAAAGAGAAUAAAAUUAAUGGGCAUAUAAUACACGUGAACAGCGUUUUUGGACACAAAGUGACUCAUUUUGCAAAUUUAAAUGUUUAUCCUGCUUCGAAAUUUGCAGUUACUGCUCUUACUGAAACUUUAAGACAAGAAUUAAACCAUGAAGGACUGAAAAUCAAAGUUACCAGUGUUAGUCCUGGUAUAGUCGAAACCGAAAUGACAACUUUAAAUCCGGAUAUAACUCCGGAAGAGAAAGCUUUUUUCGAGGAGAUGGCUAGUCUAAAAAGUGAAGAUAUUGCUGACGGUAUUGUGUAUGCUCUUUCAACACCAGAACAUGUUCAAGUUCACGAGCUGACCAUUAAGCCUGUUGGUGAAAAAUUUUGACCAACGAAACUGUAAGAACCGUUAAUGAAACGGUGGAAUUAUUUAUAUAAGUAUAUAUUUAAACCAAAAUAAUAAGCUCUAUUUGUUAAACAUUUUAUAACUAUCUUCCAACUUAUCUUGUUUUCAUCAUUUUGUGUGGAAGUUUUUUUACUAUUAAAAAUUUGAAUAGAUUUCCUUCAUGGCGAAUGUGGAAGGUGAUGAUCCUAAGAAAGAAUGCCCAGUGUAUUGCAUCUAAACGCAUUUCGCCACAAAAAAAAAUUAACACGAACACAAUGUAGGGUUCCAUUUUGAUCGACCAUCAUAGUUCAAGGCAUACUGUAACUUACAAAUAAAUGUUGAAUUUUACCGCUAAAAAAUUCAACAGAGGCACUAGUGAUAAAAACGACCAAAGUUAAUUCCUAGUUCUGCUAUCUUAAAAAAUUACUUCGUUAUCAAUCAUACAACAAUUAUUUAAAAGCAGGAUGCGUGCAACACGAGCGAUAGCACACUACUUGACAAUUUAAUUAACGGAAUGAUAUG
Messenger RNA from Zophobas morio, 1294 nucleotides. Its product is annotated as farnesol dehydrogenase-like. Lineage: Eukaryota; Metazoa; Arthropoda; Insecta; Coleoptera; Tenebrionidae. The transcript is spliced from 4 exons. The record is from RefSeq and is a predicted model, not a curated record. The coding region runs from base 8 to 775 and encodes 255 amino acids.